AUGGGCUCCACCGAACAACUACCCAAGAUGCAGUAUCGCAACCUUGGCCGCAGUGGUUUAAAGGUGAGCGUGAUCAGUUUGGGUGGAUGGGUUACGUAUGGUGGAAGUGUAGGUGAUCAGAUUGCCAUGGACUGCAUGAAGGCUGCCUUUGAUGCUGGAAUCAACUUCUUCGACUGCGCCGAAGGUUACGCGGAGGGCAAGUCUGAGAUCAUCAUGGGCAAGGCUAUAAAACAUUAUAACUGGUCUCGCAACGAUAUUGUGAUCUCCACCAAGAUAAAUUGGGGCGGCGCCUUUGGCACCAAUCCAGUCAACAACUUCGGCCUGUCAAGGAAGCAUAUCAUCGAAGGAACAACAGCAGCUUUGGAACGACUAGAUCUGGAUUAUGUGGAUCUGUUGUACGCUCACCGACCUGAUCGUGAAACACCCAUCGAAGAGACAGUACGAGCUUUCAACUAUCUCAUCAAUGCAGGGAAGUGCUUCUACUGGGGCACCAGUGAGUGGAAUGCGGACGAGAUAGCCGCUGCGUGGGCAGUGGCUGACAGGCUGCAUAUGAUCGGUCCUCUCAUGGAGCAACCCCAGUACAAUCUGCUUGUUCGAGACAAGGUCGAGAAGCAGUUCUCGAGACUGUACAGAGACCAUGGCCUUGGUCUGACGAUCUUCAGUCCGCUCAAGACUGGUAUUUUGACUGGCAAGUACAAUGACGGUAUUCCCGAGGACAGUCGCGUUGCAACGGCCAACGACAACUUCAGUAAGGGUCAGAGGGCCAGCUAUGGCAACGAAGCCUGGUUGAAGGAUAUCGAGCAGACGCGCAAGUUGAAGCCUAUCGCUGACAAGCUUGGUACCGAUCAGGCGACGUUUGCACUGGCGUGGGUCAUCAAAAAUCCCAACGUGUCGAGCGCCAUCACCGGGGCCAGCAAGAUCGAGCAAAUCGGGAAGUCUGUGAAGGCGCUAGAUCUUCUACCGAAGUUGACAGACGAGAUCAUGAAGGAGGUCGACGACAUCCUGGAAAACAAGCCCGAGCCGUUACAGUUGCGCUUUACCUAG
Messenger RNA from Cyphellophora europaea CBS 101466, 1044 nucleotides. RefSeq lists its product as uncharacterized. The transcript has 3 exons. Bases 1 to 1044 code for a protein of 347 amino acids. Lineage: Eukaryota; Fungi; Ascomycota; Eurotiomycetes; Chaetothyriales; Cyphellophoraceae. The record is from RefSeq and is a predicted model, not a curated record.